AAAUUGAUGAUGAGCAAAAAUGGGUUUGUGAUUCUUCUGUGGAUCAUAAAGGAAGAGUUCCUCUUAGGGGUUCAACUGGUGUCUGGAAAGCCUCCCUCUUCAUUAUAGAAAAAUCAAGAAUUCAAGGGGUUGUGUUCUGAGUUCGGACUUUUGAUAGACAGUAGCAGCGAUAUAGAUGGAGAGUUGGUGGAAGCCUUGAAUGGCUUUCUUUUUCUCUUUAUAGCUCUAUCUUUUAUAAUUUUUAAUUUUCUUAGUCGAAUUCCCACACCUGUAUCUAUACCUGGAUCCGCACCCCGAAUCUUAAAGUUUAGAUUUUGCCGAAUCCGACACUCGGAUCCGUGCCCGUACUGAAUAUCCGCACCUGAGUCUGAGCAGCUUAGAUUCCCAACAUAAGUUCCAAAGCUUAACUCCAGCCAUUGCUGCUGCUAUUGUGCUAGAAUCAUCCCAGUGACACAAAAUAUUAGACAGUAUCUACACACAACAUUUUUUUCUUUACAUAAUUUUUAUCUUAAAAUUUCAAUUGCCACUAAGCAUAACUAUAGAUGAGCUUUAUAUUGAUUCACUUGGUUAAGAAUAAUCAAAGAGGUGAUUAGAUUUUCACUUUGUUAACAUGUUCCUUCAUGGUUAUGCAUAUCAGAGACAGUGAUGAAUUAAUUGUUACCUUUCUUACAGUAAUUGAAUUCAGUGAGAGGUUGAGUUACUUUGGAUUAGCAACAAGUUUGAUUAUAUACCUAACAAAAGUCAUACAUCAAGACCUCAAAACAGCAGCAAAAAGUGUGAACUACUGGUCAGGAGUCACCACCUUAAUGCCAUUGCUUGGAGGCUUUCUGGCUGAUGCAUACUUUGGAAGAUUUUCUACAGUUCUUAUCUCAACCACUGUCUACCUCCUGGGCUUGCUUCUCUUGACAAUGUCUAGAGUGGUUCCUAGUCUGAAACCUUGUGAUAGUGACCUCUGUCAUGAACCUAGAAAAGUCCACGAGGCGAUUUUCUUCCUUGCGAUCUACCUAAUCUCAAUUGGGACAGGAGGGCACAAGCCUUCUCUUGAGAGCUUUGGAGCUGAUCAGUUUGAUGAUGAUCAUCCUUCGGAAAAAAAGAAGAAAAUGUCUUUUUUCAACUGGUGGAAUUUUGGGCUAUGCUGUGGACUAUUACUUGGUGUUACUCUUAUCGUUUAUGUUCAAGACCGCAUUAGUUGGGCUAUGGCAGAUUUGAUCCUCACACUAGUUAUGGCUUCUAGUUUAGUCAUCUUUAUUGCAGGGAGACCGUUCUAUCGUUAUAGAAAAGCAACUGGAAGUCCAUUAACACCAAUGUUACAGGUGCUUGUAGCUGCAAUUAGAAAAAGAAAUCUUCAUCUUCCUUCUAAUCCUUCCCAUUUACAUGAAAUUCCCAAAUCAGAAACUAGCCAAAGGAGGCUUUUAUGUCACACCAAGAAGCUGAAGUUCCUUGAUAAAGCUGCGAUUCUUGACGACAAACAAUAUUCAAUAGAACAGCAGCAGAAUCCAUGGAAACUUGCAAGUGUGACCAAGGUGGAAGAAUUGAAGCUAGUUAUCAACACGAUUCCCAUUUGGCUAACCACUAUACCAUUUGGUAUUUGUGUAGCACAAGCUGCAACAUUUUUCAUCAAACAAGGCGUGACACUGAACCGAAAGAUUGUUCACAAUUUUGAGAUUCCCCCUGCCUCAAUUUUUGCCUUAGCAGCAUUUGGCAUGAUAAUAUCUGUCACUAUCUAUGAGAAAAUUCUCGUACCUGUCCUAAGACGGGCAACAGGAAACGAAAGAGGCAUUAGUAUUCUCCAAAGGAUCGGUAUUGGAAUGAUCUUCUCUGUUUCUACUAUGAUAGUUGCAGCUCUGGUCGAAAGAAAAAGAUUGAAUAUUGUUCAUAAAAAUCCACUCGAGGGUUCAGCUUCAAUGAGUGUGUUCUGGUUAGCCCCACAAUUCCUUAUAAUCGGAAUAGGAGAUGGAUUUACCUUAGUGGGAUUACAAGAAUACUUCUAUGACCAAGUACCUGAUUCCAUGAGAAGUUUAGGCAUUGCACUUUACCUUAGUGUGAUUGGUGCUGCAAAUUUUAUUAGCAGCCUCUUGAUAACUAUUGUGGAUCAUAUCACAGAAAAGGGUGGCAAGAGUUGGUUUGGGAAGGAUCUAAAUAGUAGUCGGCUCGACUAUUUUUACUGGUUGUUAGCUACCAUUACAGCAGUAAAUUUGUGUGUGUAUGUUUUUGUUGCAAGGAACUAUUCCUACAAGAAUGUACACGGUAGGAAAACUAUAGCUGUGGCUGAUUGUGAUGAUCGUGAAGCAGUGGCUUAGUAUAUAAAUAUUCCUUUAAAUGUUUUACGUAAUAUUUUUACUACGUUUAUUGACAUAGUAAUAUCAGUGUAUUCUGACAAGUUUAAAGGAAAUAAGAAAUCCCUCUUUUUCAA
This is a messenger RNA of Nicotiana tabacum (common tobacco), 2413 nucleotides long. NCBI's taxonomy places the organism in Eukaryota, Viridiplantae, Streptophyta, Magnoliopsida, Solanales, Solanaceae. The record is from RefSeq and is a predicted model, not a curated record.